This is a messenger RNA of Alexandromys fortis (reed vole), 1572 nucleotides long. RefSeq names its product hes family bHLH transcription factor 2 (gene Hes2). Gene Ontology annotation, biological process: regulation of neurogenesis; regulation of transcription by RNA polymerase II; anterior/posterior pattern specification. The transcript has 5 exons. Lineage: Eukaryota; Metazoa; Chordata; Mammalia; Rodentia; Cricetidae. Gene Ontology annotation, cellular component: nucleus. The coding region runs from base 870 to 1343 and encodes 157 amino acids. Gene Ontology annotation, molecular function: protein dimerization activity; RNA polymerase II cis-regulatory region sequence-specific DNA binding; DNA-binding transcription factor activity, RNA polymerase II-specific. The record is from RefSeq and is a predicted model, not a curated record.
GGAAGGAGGGGGUCCUUCCAGUACCCUGGACAGAGCAUUUCCCGGCUCCGCCCCACGAGCGCCUCCUACUGGCUCUGGUUGUGCCAGCCUCGCUUUCCGGGCCUGAGACUGCCUCAAAGCUGCAACAGGGUCCAAGAAGGCGGCCGUUGCCCUGCCAGCCGACCCAGGGAGGGGAGCCGGCAGCAGAUGGGCGGGGGACGCCUGCCAGUUUGCCGCAGCAACGGCCACGCGUUGUGGAGGCGUGUCUGGGCCCGCUGGGGCCGAGGGGAGCAGCCGGGGCACACACCCAGGACCGCCCCUACUCGCCGGCCAUGUGACCUCCGACUGUCCGACAGCAGGAAUCGGGAACCUAGAGCCCAGUGAAUUGAAAAUGAACUCCGAAGAUUUUGGGUUGCCUCAUCUUGGGGAGUGGGGCUCAGGUUUCCUUUUCACACUCUAGGCCCGGGGAACCAGGUGGGGUGCCCUAAAUUCUACGAAGUGUUUAUAGCCAGGGGUCCAGCGACUUCAGUUCUGGUUCUGGCAGCCAGAACCAGAUUGGACCUUGCUAGGACUGGAUUUCCACGUCCAGCUCGGGGCAGUUGGUAGAGCGAAUGAUCUCCCUGAGGUCCGGAGCUCCGGAGCUUUCAGCGGCUGGAGCCCUUGAGGCCCAGGGAGGAGCUCGAAGCCCGGUGGGCGUGAAUGAAGCCAGAGGAGUCAAGAACCGGCCCCACCCACCCUUCCUGUCCAGGGAGUCAGCACCCGCACGUCGCGCGACCGUAUCACAGAUGGGACUCUAAGGCCAGAGUGGCAUCUCUGGGGGCUCUGCCUUGCAGCAAGGACAAGGAUCCUUCACCCCGAGGUACCGGACCCUGCGCGCUUUUCCCCGGAGCAUGAGACUGCCUAGAAGAGUAGGGGACGCGGCGGAGCUGCGCAAGAGCCUGAAACCGCUGCUGGAGAAGCGCCGGCGCGCACGGAUCAACGAGAGCCUGAGCCAGCUAAAGGGGCUGGUAUUGCCGUUGCUGGGCGCGGAGACUUCCCGCUACUCGAAGCUGGAAAAAGCGGACAUCCUGGAAAUGACCGUGCGCUUCCUGCAGGAGCAGCCUGCGUCCCCCUACCUCACUGCAGCGCCGGGGUCCUUGGAUAGCUACCUCGAGGGUUACCAAGCCUGUCUGGAGCGCCUGGCCCGCGUGCUGCCGGCCUGCAGCGUCUUGGAGCCGGCCGUGAGCGCGCGCCUGCUGGAGCACCUGAGGCAGAGGACUAUCAGUAGUGGCUCGCCUUCACAGACGCCCACGCCCGCCACUGCUCCAGCUCCCUCUCCGCAGGUGCCUCCUCCGGGCAGCCCUGGCCUCUGGCGGCCCUGGUAGGUAGGCUCCUGGAUGUUCCAGGACGGGGACCUGGAUGGGCUAGCUGACCAAGGAAGUUCCAGAUGGUGGCUACAUCUCCCUCACUUCGAGAACAGUGAGCGCCCACACCCUAGCAAGAAUCCGAUGCUCAUGACCUAUCCGGAUGAUGAAGACUUUAAGGGCUCAGCUGGAGGGAAAAGAGAAUGUCAGGGCAGGAGAAUAAAGCAAUGUCUGCCGGGUGAGGAAGAAA